Molecule: messenger RNA, 2829 nt
Organism: Leptopilina heterotoma
Lineage: Eukaryota; Metazoa; Arthropoda; Insecta; Hymenoptera; Figitidae
Gene: ear
Product: protein AF-9
Exons: 3
Coding region: 515-2773 (752 amino acids)
Biological process (GO): regulation of DNA-templated transcription
Cellular component (GO): super elongation complex
Source: RefSeq, a predicted model, not a curated record
AAUCAGUCAUAAUUUAAGAAGCAGUGAUGGCGGCUGAUUCUUGCUGAUAAAAGUUUACUUGUUGACAUUCUUGGUCGCUUUCAAACAAAAUAUUACGCAACUCGUGCUAGUCUCGUUCUUUUGAAAUCUUCUAAUGAACGCGUUUCGUGAAAUUAUAUUAACAAUUAAUUCGCUAAACAUAAUUUUCAUACAGGAUUCGUGUCAAAAAGAAAAUGUACUCUCAACUCAACGACACUUAAUAGAAUCAGAGGAGCGCAUUAUGUCAGCUUGUGUGUACUUUAAAUCAAGUGCAUAGUGUAAUUUUUUUAUUUUCUCAUUAACAAUUAAUGGAUAGAAAUUAUUUACAUAAAAAAUUGAUAAAUUUGAUGGAAUUUGAUAGUUUAAUGAUCUGUGAAUGAAUAAUUUUGUGCUUUAUUUGGUGUAAUGGAAAGAUACUAUUCAAAGAAAAGAGUUCACGAUCGUUGAUUUAAUUUUUUUUUCAAAGCAUAAUUAAUUCACUAAUUUUUGAGGGAGAAUGGCAAUGCGUGUAACUCUCGAGUGUGGCCAUACAUCUGAAUUACGUGCCCAAAGGACUCCAGAAGGUUAUACGCACGAUUGGCAAGUUUUUGUACGAGGGGUUGACAAUGCUGAAAUUCAUCAAUACAUUGAAAAAGUUGUCUUUCAACUUCACGAGACAUUUCCUAAGCCAAAAAGAGUCUUGAGAGAGCCACCUUAUGUAGUGAAAGAAUCGGGCUAUGCCGGAUUCGAAAUUCCAAUUUCCGUUUAUCUAAAAAACAAGGAUGAACCAAAGAAGUUUCAUAUUUCCUACGACUUGAAUCUUCAACCCAGUGGUCCAGCGAUAAAUAAAGUUCUGUUACAUAGUGAAAAUAUUCCUAAUCCCAAUGACGAAUUUAGGAAAAAACUCCUCAAAGGUGGAGCCGUCAUGGUAACUAAUUCAGAAGGAACACCCGAGAAAAGUAAAGCAGCUCCUCUAAUGGUAGGUAAACCUAAAUUAAGUGGGACCGAGGGGAAGAAGUAUAGAAUGUCAGAACCGAAGGGAUCAAAUGCUUUCGCUGAUUUAUUCGGUCCUCCAAUAAAGACUGCGGGAACGAAAGUCUCCCCCGACACGAAGAAACCUUCCUCGUCGUCCACAUCAUCAUCAUCAACAUCGGAAAAAACAAGCAGUACAAAACUCUCAUCCUCGGAGAAACCCGAAAAAAGUGAUAAAAGUUCAAAGGCAAAGCACAGUCCGCACAAGGAUGGAAAAAAGGAAAAAACCUCCGACGAAAGAAAGGAGAAAAAGGACAAAGAAUCAUCCAAGGAAAAAGAGAAAAAUAAAGAAAAAUCCAAAAAAUCGCAGAGUCCAACAAAUAAAAGUGGUCACAACACGAGUCCAGGAACCAAGAGACCCACUUCACCUUCCCCAAUAAAAAAACCCUCAACUCCUCCACCGUCACAACCAUCGAAACGACCACCAUCUCCAAAACCCCGCGAAAAGGAAUCGAAAAAAGUCCCCCAAGAAAAGGACAAGGAAAAAGAAAAGGAUAAAAUAAAAGAAACAUCUAAAAAUACAUCCGACGAUUCCCGAACCGAGAAAAAAAAGGACAAAAAGAAGCAUAAAGAGGACAAGGAAAAGGAGAAGAAAGAUAAGCACAAGGACAGAGAACGUGACAAGAGUAAAGAUUCCAAAGAAUCAAAAACAGUCGAAAAGAAAAUUGAAAAACCCGAGAAACCCGAGAAGAUCGACAAGGAAAAACCCCAAGAAUUCAAACAGUCGAAAGAUGGAAGAAAAUCACCCAAACCAAUCAAGGAAAUCGAGAAACCCCCCAAGGAGGAAAAACCCCCAAAAUUAGAGAAAAUCGAAAAAACCGAAAAAUUGGAAAAAUCCAAGGACAAUAAAGAAAAGGAGAAGCACAAAAGUAAGCACAAAAAGCGUGAAAAGAAAGAUAAACGUGAUGGCAGUAAAGAAAGAGACAAAAAGGAGAAACGUGACAAAAAUAGAAGUUCAAGUGAAAAAUCAAAUAAUGCCCCAAUUCAAGCACCAGUGACAACGAAUCCUCUUUCCACUCUCCUGGCCGAAAUGCCCGAUAGAGAUAGCAGUGAUUCAGCCCCUUCACUUGACGACGAACCCAUUAUAACAGAACCAAAAAUAAUUCCCCCUGUUAAAAAAGAACCACCUGUCCUAACUCCAACUGUUUCCAACGAAUCAAAACCAAUCAUGUCCCCACCGCCUGUUAGUGAUAAGAAAAAUCGUAGCGAUCGAACAAAACGUGAUAAAUCAAAGGGCAAUCGUGAGGACAAGGAGACGAAGAAACGAAAAAGAAGAAGCGAAAGUAAAGGCGACGAUGAGCGUGCUAUUAAAAAGGAGAGAGAUCAAUCGGCCUCGCCACUUGUCGAACCAGUGUCAUCGAGUCAAUCGCCAAUUGCCGUCGAUAUGGAGACUGUUCAUCAAAAAGUCCCGAAGGAAGAUGGUGCUGCCUCGAGGAAACAAUCAUCAACAGGCAAGGGAAGUGAGGGCGAGGGCGAACAAGUUGCGCCCGAUUCAACAAAUUCAACCCUUGUUGAACCCGAAACAACUGCCGAUACUUCCUCAUUCUCACAAGAAUAUGUUUCGCAAUUAAAGGAUUUGCAGCAUAAAAUAAUGACGAUCGAGGAUAAUCAGGAAUUGCAGAGACUUGUCGAGGUUAUUGCUGAAACAGGCCAGUAUGAAGUUACAAAGAAAACAUUUGACUUUGAUCUUUGCGCUUUAGAUCGAAGGACAGUGCAACGCUUGCAACAAUUUUUCGCGUCGUGACCACCCAUUUCACGUUAAAUGUGCGUGUGUAUAAAAAAUAAAAAGUAUAUAAUAUA